Molecule: messenger RNA, 2056 nt
Organism: Blastomyces gilchristii SLH14081
Lineage: Eukaryota; Fungi; Ascomycota; Eurotiomycetes; Onygenales; Ajellomycetaceae
Product: alkaline dihydroceramidase Ydc1
Exons: 4
Coding region: 565-1539 (324 amino acids)
Biological process (GO): ceramide biosynthetic process; ceramide catabolic process
Cellular component (GO): endoplasmic reticulum membrane
Source: RefSeq, a predicted model, not a curated record
AAGUUUUCUGCUUCCUGCAACAGGGUUCAACAGGCGGCGAUCAGUUCGCGCUGACUAACCCGCCCUGCCGGGAAUCCGUGUGGGCGGAAAGAGUAUACGUGGGGAACGGAUAUUCUCCUUUUCUCCUCUUCUCCUGCUCUCCUGCUCUGGACUCGCUGUCAAUGUCAUCCCCAGUCCAUUCUCGUCUGUAUCUGUGCCAGUGGUAAUGUACAUGUACAGAGCUACCGCCUACAUAGGUGCUUGGUUAACCCCACUGGUCACCACCCAGAUCUAAAACCCUGCGGAGCCUACGUCACAGCUUCAGUUGAAGAUCGCACUUCCUCUUUCCUCGUCCUCUUUUUUUUUUUUUCUUUUUUUUUUCUCUCUUCCCUUAAAGACACUCACAUAUGUCGGAGCAUAUUCCUUGACAGAUAUUAUCCUAUUCCGCCCGCUUCCAUCCGCCGUUGGGUCAUGGUAUGAGGUGCUUGUCUCUCGCUGUUGCAACAAACCCCCCCUGCGCAUAGCCAUCAUCCUCAACCGCCUUUGCCGAAACCACUCUUUUAUAGACACUCUCUGUAGCCUUCUAUGUGGAAGCCUCCCUUUUUUCCAUAUCCGCCUUCCCAGGCUGGGUACUGGGCUCCUAUUACUUCAACGCUGAACUGGUGCGAAGAGGAUUACUAUGCGAGCUACUAUCUCGCUGAGUUUGUGAAUGCGCUCACGAAUUGUCUAUUCCUCUGGCUAGGCAUCAAAGGCGUCCUAAGUUGCAGAAGGAAUGGCCACGACUCGAUUUUCCAGAUUGCCUUCCUUGGUUACCUAAUCGUCGGAUUUGGUAGCUUCCUCUUCCACUCUACAUUGAAAUACCCGAUGCAACUCGUUGAUGAACUUUCCAUGAUCUACACAACCUGCUUAGUCUGCUACGCCACAUUUACCUAUGCCAAAUCUACCAAAACCCGUAUAGUCCUCGCACUAUCCCUCAUGGGCCUUGCUAUUUUCAUCACUCUAUACUACCACUACAUCCAAAAUCCAAUCUUCCACCAGAAUGCUUAUGCCCUGCUCACGGCUGUUGUUCUCAUACGCAGCAUGUGGGUGAUGGAGACUGCGCUGCGGCCCUCGCGGCGCAACAAGGGCAAGGAACGCCACCAAUCGCGCCAGAUCUAUGAAGACGAACGUGAUUUGAAGAUUCUACAUACCAUGUGGGUCAUGGUGGCUUAUGGUCUCGCUACGUUCUUGGGCGGCUUCGCGAUUUGGAAUCUCGAUAAUGUGUUCUGCUCCCGCUUGCGAGGGUGGCGGAGGCAGAUUGGGUUGCCUUGGGGCAUCUUACUGGAGGGCCAUGGCUGGUGGCAUCUCAUGACCGGCACCGGCGCCUACAUGUACAUUAUCUGGGGCAUCUGGCUACGCCACUGUCUAAAUGGUCGCCAGGAAGAAUAUCAACUGGUCUGGCCCCGCAUCUAUAACUUUCCGGACAUCGUUCGUGUUCCUGAUCAUGACAAGAGAGGCACAAAUGGUUCGGCCAAAGCGCAUAAGCCCUACCAAAAUGGAAUGCCGGAAAAGAUCAAUUAGGACUUUCCUGACUUUCUGCUCUGUCCCCAUUUCCUAGUUUUUUUUCUACGUAUAUACGUAUUUGGAGGUAGUUAUUUUGAAGGCGCAAACCUUGCUGUUUUGCAUUCGUCUAUAUUAUGUAGACGUAUGUUUUGUGAUAUAUGAUACAUCUAUAUUAGACAGGGUUGGUGUACUUUGUUAGUGCAGCGAUGAUCUGGCAUCAGAUUUCCUUUCCUUUCCAUUUUUUUUCGCCUCCCCUCUUUAUUUCCUUUUAUCCUGUACUAGACCUUUCGUGUGUACUGAUAUAUAGUUUCUUUUCUUUUUUUUUUUGGCGGUGCAUCAGCUUUGGAGUAUCUAAAUUACGGCCUUACUCCUUUUGCUGCGGAUGGGGAAAUUGCGAAUAUUCGAGGACAUUAGAAUAACUCUUGUAAAUUUAUAUCGAUGAAUAGGAAAUGUAUCUAUCUACAUCACGCGGUUCACUAUUCAAAAGACCAAAAUCAAACAUAAACCUCCAAGAGCUAACAAAACAUAAGCCAAG